AUGCCGAUCUCUGAUGUGUGUUUCCCACAGCACAGGAAAGAUCAUCCAGUGGUAUCGUACCUAGGGCGACUUGUUGGAGCUCACUCGACGGUUCAGCAGUUCAGUGCGACGAAAAGGAUGGCUGUUGGCAAAGAUUCUAUGCUCCCUGCAGGAGGUUGUCCUUUCAGAAGUUUCCGAUACUAUGUCUACCCACAACUAGGUGGCCGAUGUUAUUUGCGAGCAUCGCAUCAGAAACAUGGGAGCAUUACAAACUUGGAAAAUUGGCGAACCAGAAAAUUAGACGAGGCGGUCUGCCCUAAAAAGCAAUUCAUAGGUGGAGUAGUCUUUCUCGAGGAAGUUCAGCUGUGCGUACUGGACUGGUCUGCAACGUCGGCGUAUAGUAUGACGCUGCUUAUUCUUGUAUUUCUACCGACCAUCGCAACGGUCUUCAACACCGGAUAUAAAAUAAUCAGGGCGAUGCGUAAUCCGAACCAGCUUGAGGAUAGCCAGCGUAUGAUAAUUGAGACCGAUCCAAAUUUCGUGCUCACAAUGUUUUUGCUGGUUGCUUUCGUACUCUCAUGGCUGCCUUUAUUGUGUCUCAAGGUCUUCGAAUAUUUUGUUCCUCCACAGUCCGAUGCUGAUCUUUCGUUGGCCACUUUUAUCUUCGUGUGGUUGGCUAUCGCUGGACCAUCGGCUAAGUUUCUUAUAUAUAUGUUUAUUAACGGAGCAUUUCGAACCAGCUUUUUGUCUUGGAGACCAUGUGUUUUUAUCUGUUGUCCUCUCAGCAGAAAUUUAGAUUAUCGUGACAUAUCCUCGAAUUCGCAUUUGUAG
This is a messenger RNA of Necator americanus (New World hookworm), 810 nucleotides long. RefSeq lists its product as uncharacterized. The record is from RefSeq and is a predicted model, not a curated record. Gene Ontology annotation, cellular component: plasma membrane. Gene Ontology annotation, molecular function: G protein-coupled receptor activity; peptide binding. Gene Ontology annotation, biological process: G protein-coupled receptor signaling pathway; cellular response to hormone stimulus. The coding region runs from base 1 to 810 and encodes 269 amino acids. Lineage: Eukaryota; Metazoa; Nematoda; Chromadorea; Rhabditida; Ancylostomatidae. The transcript is spliced from 5 exons.